UCUUCUCCUCACGCCACACACCACAAGCGUUUCCUUGUGUCCGCAGCUCCGGCCUCACAAAAUUAAUCUGAUCGGCACAAGCAAACCCACCGGCCCCCAUAAAACCCAAAAGAUAGAACUCUCCUCUCCCCCGUGCGCUGCCUUCUCCCUUCUUCGCCCGAAAGUUUCUUCUUCCUCCUCCUCCUCUAUCUCUAGUAUCUUUACCCCGUCCGUGCAGGGGUGAUCGAAGCGGCCGCCGGCGGGGGCUGUUCUCCUUGGCAUGGUCGGACGGAUGGAGCGGCAGACGGCGUCGACGUCUUGCUCCCACUCCGCGGCUGGGUCCUCCUCCUCUUCCUCCUGCGGCGGCAAGAAGCGGCCCGAUAUACUCAACAUGAUCCGGAGUGCAACAUGUCUUCAUUCGUCGUCUACUGAUACUGGCAAGGGUCGAAGUAAGCUGUCAAGCACCAAAGUGGCACAUGGAUUCCACUUGGUGGAAGGGAAAUCUGGUCAUGAUAUGGAGGAUUACCAUGUCGCAGAGUAUAAGUAUGAAAAGAACCAUGAGCUUGGUCUGUUUGCCAUUUUUGAUGGCCAUUUGGGUGACCGUGUGCCAAGUUACUUGAGAGCCAACCUUUUUUGCAACAUACUGAAGGAGCCUCUCUUCUGGACUAACCCCCAAGAAGCAAUUAAAAAUGCAUAUGGCUCUACAAACAAAUAUAUUCUAGAAAAUGCCAAACAACUUGGACCAGGCGGUUCAACGGCAGUUACUGCUAUUGUAGUGGAUGGCAAGGAUAUGUGGAUAGCAAAUGUUGGUGACUCCAGAGCUGUUUUAUGUGAAAGAGGUGCUGCUAAUCAGCUCACCGUGGACCAUGAACCCCAUACAACCAAUGAAAGGCAGAGGAUUGAACAGCAGGGUGGCUUUGUGACCACAUUUCCUGGUGACGUCCCUCGGGUAAAUGGCCAACUUGCCGUCGCCAGGGCAUUCGGUGACCAUAGCCUCAAGACGCACUUGAGUUCAGAACCUGAUGUUAGGCAUGUACCUAUAAACUCAAAUAUCGAGUUCGUCAUACUCGCCAGCGAUGGAUUAUGGAAGGUGAUGAAGAACCAGGAAGCCGUUGAUCUAGUGAAGUCGACAAAGGACCCCCAGGCAGCAGCAAAGCGGCUGACGACUGAAGCUCUUGCGAGGAAGAGCAAGGACGACAUCUCCUGCAUCGUCAUCCGUUUCCGCUGCUGAAUUGAUCACUUCCUCUGCGUGCACCACACCGACCUCCGACUUUUUCAACUUCUAGAUCCAUGAGCGAUGUCGGAAUCUGUCGUAAUCGUCAUUGUUCCGGUUUAGUUUCUGAAGUGGAUGUUCUUGCUAUUUGUACCUAUUAGUAGCUGUGAACAGGAUUGAGAUUAGAACAUUGCAAGGAAGAUGGUGGAGACUGGAGAGUGAGAGUUGAGGCUUGAGGUCAGUAGUGAGUAGCGGCUAGUGCGUCUCAUUCAUCUGUGCAUAUUUAAACCGUCAUAAGAUUCCCGUCAAUCUGCGGAUCAUCUCGUAGUGUACUUGGUUGGUUGUGAUGGAGAAUUGGUAAUGGACCAGUGAUGUUAAGGAGUUAUUAAGGUUAUGCCUGAAUUUCUUUUAAAAAUAUUCUUCUAAAAAUCAAAAGCUUGUGUGGCGAAUUUCCUGA
Molecule: messenger RNA, 1649 nt
Organism: Brachypodium distachyon (stiff brome)
Lineage: Eukaryota; Viridiplantae; Streptophyta; Magnoliopsida; Poales; Poaceae
Product: probable protein phosphatase 2C 44
Exons: 5
Coding region: 260-1210 (316 amino acids)
Biological process (GO): protein dephosphorylation
Cellular component (GO): cytosol; nucleus
Molecular function (GO): protein serine/threonine phosphatase activity
Source: RefSeq, a predicted model, not a curated record